GAAUCCCCCCAUAAAAAACCCCCCUCUCCCACCCCAAACCCAAAUCUUUCUUCGUUCGUUUCCGCCGAGAACCCACCACUCCCUCUCACCGGCGCUGUUUUCUCUUCCGCUUCGAACAAGCGCAGAUCGAAAUCGAAAAGGAAAGAUAAAAGAAUGGCUCAAAGAGAGAAAGAGGAGACCGAAUUCAAGGUCCCCGAAACCCUAACCCUCUGCAUCAACAACUGCGGAUUCCCCGGCAACCCCACCACAAAUAACAUGUGCCAGAACUGCUUCAAGGCCUCCGCCGGGGUCCUUACGCCCCUUAAGUUCUCGGGAAAGGACAAGCCCAGAUCCAGCUCGGUCCGAUCGCCGGAGAGAUCCGACCGUCCGGCGGAGACGCGGAUUUUUAAGGAGGUGACGAAGCGCGAUACGACGGCGGCAUCUGAGGCGGCGUCAGCCGCGGUGGUGAAGCGAGAGGUAAACCGCUGCUCGGGUUGCCGGAGGAAGGUGGGGUUGACUGGGUUCAGGUGUCGGUGCGGGGAGCUGUUCUGUUCGGAGCACAGGUAUUCCGACCGGCACGAGUGCAGUUUCGAUUACAAGGCUGCCGGUCGGGAGGCGAUCGCGAGGGAAAACCCGGUGGUUAAAGCUGCCAAGAUCGUUAGAGUCUGAGGAUAAUUAAGGGCAAAAAAGGAUCGUGUGAUUGUGAAGAAGAAAACUUAAGGACGUGUGCAGAAUUGGAGACUCGAUCUCGUGACCUCUGGUUACGCCGCUCUCGACCGACUAAUUGCGAGCGAGAGACGAGAGAGAGAAAGAGAGACAGAGACAGAGAAAGAGGAGAUUUGUGGAACUGUGAACAAAAAGUAUAAUGAAUUUCUCUCUGGUUUACCUUGUUUUUAUUUUUAUAUUAUAAAAAAAUUAUUUUAUUCUCUAUAUUUCUUGUGAUUUGCUUCUGGUUUAAUUUUCUGUUCGGUUCA
Messenger RNA from Nelumbo nucifera (sacred lotus), 953 nucleotides. The record is from RefSeq and is a predicted model, not a curated record. Lineage: Eukaryota; Viridiplantae; Streptophyta; Magnoliopsida; Proteales; Nelumbonaceae.